Messenger RNA from Wyeomyia smithii (pitcher-plant mosquito), 4855 nucleotides. RefSeq names its product raf homolog serine/threonine-protein kinase Raf. The record is from RefSeq and is a predicted model, not a curated record. Lineage: Eukaryota; Metazoa; Arthropoda; Insecta; Diptera; Culicidae. The coding region runs from base 280 to 2565 and encodes 761 amino acids. Gene Ontology annotation, biological process: protein phosphorylation; signal transduction. Gene Ontology annotation, molecular function: ATP binding; protein kinase activity. The transcript is spliced from 4 exons.
AUAACGGCAACACUUUUGCGGGCCUUGUCGAGGACGAAAUCGUGCGAGGAUUCGUAUCAAAAGGUGAAAAAGAAACUUGUUAGGAAGUGCAAGUGCUCGCGGAGUGUCCGAAAGAAAAACCCUAUAAGUUUUAGAGAUUGGGUGCAGCUUGUGAGUGAAUCCCCGCAAUGGUGCACCGUGGGUGCUGCUUUCAAGAACCUAUCGUUCUGAAGGCGACGCCGUGUCCCGAAGAAUAAAUGAGCCAGUGGAAAGUGUUGCAUUCUAUGCGGUACUAAUUUAAUGGCCGUAUUCGAUGAUAGCAGCAACAGCAGCAGUGGCAGCAACUAUAUUUGCAAAUUGAAGAUCAGCAAUGGUAGCAGUGUUGUUGGCGGAGGUAGCAAUAUUUUCAACACCGGCUCAGCAGCAAAAGAGGCAAAAAUUCCCAGCCUGUUUCUGUACGAGGCCACCGUGGCGACCCUAUCGUGUCAAAUGUCAGCCGAAACAGACGACACGGAUGACGAGCAACAGCAGGCGCUCGAUCCAUACUCACAGCUCGAGGAAGACCUGCGGAACAUCAAAUCCGUGAUUCACGUCACUCGUGAAAAUAUCGAUGCGCUCAAUGCCAAGUUCGCUGAUUUUCAGCAGCCACCGGCCCUCUACUUGGAGGAAUAUCAGGAGCUGACCUCGAAAUUGCACGACCUCGAAACCAAGGAGCAAGAGCUAAUUGAGCGGAAACAGCAGAUGCAGAUACAACAACAGCAGCAGCAGCAAAGCGAGAGGGAAUCGACGAGUGAACCGAGUGAGCCGCCGGAUCCGGAGGAACGUGUUGAGGUUGACAGUAUGUGUGGAACAUUGAGCCGAACGUCUAAGAUGCUCUUACGAGCGCAUUUGCCUAACCAACAGAGAACUUCAGUUCAGGUGGUGCCGGGAAUGCGACUGAAAGAUGCUCUAGCAAAAGCACUAAAGCGUCGUAAUUUGACCUGUGACAUAUGUGAAGUCACAUCGGCCAAUAGCGAUUAUCCUAUACCGUGGGACACGGAUGUUUGUGCGUUGCAUUGUGAGGAGGUUUUUGUUCGCAUACUGGAUAUUGGCUUUCCAACGUACAUCUCCCAUCAGUUCAUAAGGAAGACGUUCUUUUCGUUGGCAUUUUGUGAAUGCUGUCGUAGGUUACUGUUUACUGGAUUCUACUGUAAUCAGUGCAACUAUCGGUUCCAUCAGCGAUGCGUUGACAAGGUGCCACCAAUCUGCAGCAAACGGCACAUGGAUAAUACGAUGUAUCAUCAUUUGCUCGCCAACCCGGAGAGCACAGUUGGAAUAAUUAAUCCUGGUACUGGUGGCUAUGGCACCAGUCUGCGUCAUCCGCGCUCACUCAAUCAACAAGAUCGGUCUAAUUCGGCACCGAAUGUGUGUAUAAACAAUGUGAUGAAACCGCUGUUCGGGGUUGAUAACCGGGCGCUGAUUAACUGCAGACCACUGCAGGCACAACCAAACCAGGAACACUCACAUUCCACUCAAGCAUCACCGACGAACACGUUGAAGCACAGUAAACGACCUAGAGCAAGGUCGGCCGAUGAAAGCAAUAAAAAUCUGCUGUCACCACGGGAUUCAAAGCAAUCGGAGGAGAAUUGGAACAUACAAGCGGAGGAAAUCCUAAUCGGUCAGCGCAUCGGAUCCGGUUCGUUCGGAACGGUGUACAAAGCCCACUGGCACGGUCCGGUUGCGGUUAAGACGCUGAACGUCAAGACACCCAGUUCGGCGCAACUGCAGGCCUUCAAGAACGAGGUGGGCAUGCUGAAGAAAACUCGUCAUUGUAAUAUACUGCUAUUCAUGGGUUGUGUAAGUAAGCCGUCGCUCGCAAUCGUCACUCAGUGGUGCGAGGGCAGUAGUCUGUACAAGCAUAUUCACGUUAAUGAGACAAAGUUCAAGUUGAACACGCUGAUCGACAUCUCCCGCCAGGCGGCCCAAGGGAUGGACUAUUUGCAUGCCAAAAAUAUUAUCCAUCGGGAUUUAAAAUCGAACAACAUCUUCUUGCAUGAUGAUUUCUCGGUGAAAAUAGGAGAUUUCGGUCUAGCCACUGCCAAAGUGCGGUGGUCGGGAUCUCAACAGUCCAAUCAACCUACGGGAAGUAUUCUGUGGAUGGCGCCGGAGGUAAUUCGUAUGAAGGAACAGAAUCCUUAUUCGUUCCAAAGUGAUGUUUACGCGUUCGGUAUUGUAUUGUAUGAAAUGUUAACCGAACAGCUUCCUUACAGUCACAUAAAUAAUAAGGAUCAGAUUUUAUUCAUGGUCGGGUGUGGUAAAUUACGACCCGACUUGACAAAGGUUCGCUCAGACUGUCCGCAAGCACUCAAGCGUUGUGUAGAGGACUGCAUCAAGUUUACCCGUGAAGAGCGGCCGCUAUUCCGUCUGUUGCUGAACAUGCUCGAAAAUAUGCUCCGAACGCUACCGAAGUUUCAUCGCAGUGCCAGCGAGCCAAAUUUUACCCAAACGCAGCUUCAAAAUGACGAUUUUCUGUAUCUGUGUUCGAGUCCCAAAACACCGGUAAAUUUCCAUAACUUUCAAUUUUACAACGGUGUCGGUAAUAUUUAGCAUGUUCGAAGCGCUCCACCGCCUUGCGGGGCAUAAUUGACUAGAUAUUGCGGCAGUUUUUCGGACAUUUGUUGGGCUCUAGUUAUUGACUAUGAUUAUUCCGGACCACCCUGAUACGGUAGAUACGGGACUUAAUUAGGGUACGAAUUGUGCUCGCUUUCAGAGUGAUGUCAUGUAGGGUGAGGUUGAAUGAGAUAAAUGGGUAUGCAGUAGAAGGUGUAAAUAAAGCGCAAACCACGCGUGGGCAUGAUUAGACAGUUUACCUUACAAGACAAAGUGUGAACAAUUGGAUAAAGAAAAGUUCUUGUGUUGAGCCGAGGAUGGAAAAAAUGUUUACUUCAUAAAGUGCAACGUAUCAUCACACUAAAUUGCAAACCUUAGGUCACAUUUUUGGGCUGAUAUUGUUUUUGUCAUUGUGUAUGUUUAUUUUUGUGUUGAUGAUUUUAUUUAGGUUUUAGUAGAUAAUUUGGAAACAAGUAACCUGUCGACGAUUUCAUUAGUUUUAGUUAAAACUUUUACGUUAGUUUGUUUGCAGCUCCACUUUUUCGUAUUUGCUCAAGCUUGCUUUUGUUUAAUUUCAUAUAUAUUUUUUUUUAAUUUUGUAUUUUGAUUUUUUGCGGUAAGCGUUUAAGCUGGAGUUUUCACAAAACAACAGUUUUUUAAACUUAUCUAUUAAAGAUAAGGCAACUGCGAUUUUAAAGAUUGUUGACGUUAUCACACAUUAGUUUUAAUGUGUGCUUUUACUCGGUAGACGCGCUGUUUGAUUUUUGUUAAAUUUGCCACAUUUGUCUCGUCCUGCCUGGAUACUGAUUGAGAUUUUUUUUUGGGAAAAACAGUUUUUUAUUAGUGUACUAUUAUAAGAGAGUGAAAAUAACAUCUUGCGAAGUCUUGUUAUAAGAAGCAGAAUUCUGAGGGCCCGUCAUGGAUGUUCUGAAAUUCACAUGAGCAGCUAAAGAAAAGUUAUCACAAAGCAUACUUCACAAAGCAAUGCAAUGCUGUAAACUAUAAAAAGGAUCAAUUACGAAGCAUUCCAUAGAUAAAAUGGUAAUCUUACAAACGUUCGACUAUUUUGAAUGACGAUGGCCAUUGAACAAAAUUACUUUUUGAUAUGCUUUACUCUUUCGCUAUGAUGCUUGCUUUGCCUUUGACUAAAAAAAUCUCCAAAGCGACAUUCCAAUACCUGGAGAAUUGAACUACAAGUUGGAAGUAGUCUCUGCAUUUCUUACUAAUUUGCGUCUGCCGUUAUUCUAUGUUGACUGGCAAAACCUUAAUGUGUUUUCUGAUUUGUGUGCUUUCGUUUGAAGGUUUAGGACUUAAAAAUACAAAUAGUGUAGUUGUUGAGUUGCUUCUGAUUCACAGUUAAAGUUCUGGUAGAAACAAUUCAAUUGAUCACUGAACCUCGCUGUCUCAGGUUGGAAUUCCAGCACCGUUUUACGUAUUACUUUGGUUUAUUUUGUAUCUAGUUUCGGGGUCCCAAUAUUUUAGAUCAUUUAGGGCCGAUAAAUAAUAUAACUUUUUGCAUUAAUCACCGCUGCGGUAAAGUAGCGGGAUUUAUCUUAUGCGAAUGGACUUAUCGUCAUCAUGGUUGAACAUACGGAAAGCGAAAAAUACAUAUGGAUACUGGUAAACAGUGUAAAGCAAAAGCAAGCAACCUGACUAAAUGAGCAAACAGAAACAGAUAAAGGUUAAUAAAAAUCAAGAGAUUUACAUUUAUGUGUGUAAAUAAUGUUAAGUACAUAUUUAAGCUCGCAAGUAUUUGAUCACCAGUGUGGUAAAGGAGAAAUGAAAUGUGAGAAAAGAUUAGGGACAGGAACCAUAAUAAACCGACAAAGAAAAUUGUAAUUCAAUAAUUGCUCACGGGGUAAUCCGGAAGACCAGAAGUGAGUGACUCAAAAAAUACGACUAUUAAGGAUUGGAAUAUUGUGGAGGUAAGCAGCAAUGAAAAACCAAAAUCUUUCCGAAGUUAUGAAUUGGCAGGAGUCAUUAGGGUCGCAGCGAUGAUAAGGGUGGAUGAAAAGAAAAAUAUCACAUUUAUAAAUACCUACAAAAAAAAAAAAAACAUGCAACUAUCGCAUCUAUGGGAUCGCAAAGUUAAAAAAACAUAUGGAGUCGAAGUGAUUGAAAUUCUGAACAGAAAGUUAAGCAAAACUAAAACAAAACUAUAAAUUAAAACAGAACGUGAUAGCUGAAACAAUGCUAAGCGGUGAAACAAUUAGCUAACUGUACACAGUUAUAAUGCAAGAUAACUUUUUCCUUUUAUCUAAAAAUAAUAAAUUAUAAAUAAUUGAAA